Molecule: messenger RNA, 1646 nt
Organism: Danio rerio (zebrafish)
Lineage: Eukaryota; Metazoa; Chordata; Actinopteri; Cypriniformes; Danionidae
Source: RefSeq, a predicted model, not a curated record
AAGACAAAUUUUAUGGAUUUUUUUUAUUGUUAAGCAAAGAAAUGUGCUACUGUCUCUAAAUAAAUUUUAAUCAAUAACAAAUGUGCUGUUAGGCCUACUGCACAUUUGGUUGUUUACUUCUUUAAAGAUCCUAAAUUUACUAGUCAUCCAACCCAAGUCUGCUAUAGUUGCAUAGCAACAGGUUGGGGAACAGAGAAAGCUCAUGGUCUUUCAGCAGACAGAAGAGCCAAAUAGAAACAUACACAUUCUUGUGGAAACAAGGGUAAAAUUUUCUUCCAUCGUCCAACCCAAGCCCUUAAAGGAGUAAAUACUGCCAUCUAUAGGUUUUUGAAAAUAACUAUUAGCACAAAGUACUACCAUAGAAGAUUGUUUUGUCCUUCACACACAUAAGCAGAUCACAAAAAGAGACCCCAAACAUGCAAAAUCACAAGUGAUUUGACAUGCAUGCAAGUUGAUCAUGCAUUUCUCACUACUCCCACAUGUAAAGAAAGAAAGACAGAAAAGAAAAUAUGAAGUUUGCUCGUGGCUAAUAGGUGAAACUAUUAAUGUCCUGGGCCUCAAAUAACAUUCUGGAAAUGUAAUCUGAGUGAGUGUGAAAACACAAAUGCUGCAACACUUCUUACUCCCCUUUCUUUUGUGCAGCUCUGGUCACAGGACAAUAAAACUCCUGGAGCCCUGUGCUAGCGUUGCUUGGUAACUAAAGUUAAACAGGACAAAGCUUCUUUUUGGUCUACAGUUUGAAGAUCCUCCCCUGACUCUCAAGCAAUUCUGUUGUGGACCGUAUAUAAAAACCCUCCAUGGCUAAAGGGAAGAGAGCGGCAGGAGCCAAAGGUACAAAGAUCACAUUGAAAAUGGCUAAAAAUGCCCUCAGAGCAACACCAGAAGGAAAACUACGACUUGAUCUGAGCAAUGUAGGCAUCGCCACAUUUCCCAAAUGCCUCCUAAAGUUACGAAAUGUUGAAGAACUUGACCUAAGCCGCAAUAAACUGAAAACAAUCCCAGAAUUCAUUGGCCAGUUCACUGGCUUGCGUUGGUUAGAUCUUCACAGCAACCAAAUCGAGCGGCUUCCUGAAAAUAUCGGACUUUUGAGAUCAUUGGUUCACCUCAACCUCUGCAACAACAAUCUGGAUUCUGCUGGUUUAUCGCCCGAAAUAGGAAGUUUAAGAAACCUGCAAGUUCUGAACUUGGGUAUGAAUCGUCUAAACGCUCUUCCUCCCACUUUGGCUGGGUUGACAAACCUGACAGAACUCGGACUUUUUGAUAAUUUGUUCACACAGGUGCCUGAAUGCACCCGCGUGCUGCCCAACCUGACAAAGCUAAACACCAAACGCAACCCUGUGGUCUACAGGCAGCGGGACGGACAAGAUUCAGAUUCUAUGAAGACGACUGGAAAUCUGUAUUUGGCGAGAGAGGGAGAUUUGUGCCACCCUUGUCUAGAAAGGUGCAGAAAGAAAAAGCUAGAUAGCUUGCAAAAGAAGAGUAAUUUUUCAGGGCUGAUCUCGCCAAACUCUGUAGCACGAGGCAGUCAAGAAAUCUGGCGGCAGUGGAUUACUACCUCACCUCCUGGUUUUCACAAAGAGCAGGCCAGACCUGCUGGAGAUACCAAUAAAACAACCUUUACACAUAAUGACAACACUCUUUAAAAA